AUGGACUUUGUGAAUCAUCACGACACCCUGAAGGAUUGCAAGGUAUUCUUGUUGCCGUUUUGUGCCUCAGGCCUGUCUUUCUUGAAAGCGAAUUCGCUGUACCCAGACAAGUUCAAGAAUGUCAUUGCAUGGGCCACCACUAAUCUUUUCCAGCUCAAGCACAUGAUCGGCACAAUGAAGCUUGACGCAUCAGCAGUGAAUCCGGUCUUCGCCACUAAGCAAGCGCAGUAUAUCGAACAGGGACUGCUGAAGGCCAAUGAUCCAGACGUCAAUUUCUCUGUCGAGCGCAUCUCCGCCACGAUGUACGCGAAAGAUGUGAAGGUGCCAGUCUUGUUCUGCGAUCCAAUCAAUGAUCCAAUUGACAACCAUAAGGUCGAUGCGGCUGAAAUUUUUGCAGAGUUUGGGAAGACCUUGCGCAAGAAGCCUGCUAAUGAAUUUCAUUGCAUUGGAACCGACCAGCCGCCCCCAUUCAAGACAAUAGGGGAUAACCGAAGUGAAGGGUUCAAUUUAAAGUCGGAGGCUGGGAGCAAGGUGCUGCUGGAAUUCUUCCGUAAAUGCGCAGAUUCUGCCGGAAAGACUCAACCAGUUUCCAGCCAGUGUUGUAGUUGUUGUUGA
This is a messenger RNA of Prorocentrum cordatum, 615 nucleotides long. The record is from the annotation of a GenBank genome assembly. NCBI's taxonomy places the organism in Eukaryota, Dinophyceae, Prorocentrales, Prorocentraceae.